AUGCAGUCCAUGAAAGCGGACGAGCUCCCGGAGAAUCCACGGGAGCGUUCCAAUCCCAUCUCAUCGCUCUUCUUCUGUUUUGCCCUUCCCGUACUCUUCAAGGGUCGCAAGAAGACGCUGGAACAGAAGGAUCUCUACAGGGCCCUCAGGGAACACAAAUCGGAUUCCUUGGGUGAUCGGUUGUGCAAAGCUUGGGAUGAGCAAUCGGGAAAAAAUGAGCUCCCCAGCCUGCGUCGUACUAUGGUGAAAGUUUUUGGAUGGCACUUGGCAUUUACAGGAUUGUCUCUAUUCCUCCAGGAGUUCCUAACCAAGAUCACCCAGCCAAUAUGUCUUUUUGGACUAUUGGCCUACUUUUCUGGCAAGGAUCCGGAUCUGACCAAGGCCCAGCUCUAUGCAGCUGGUCUCAUUGCUGGGUCGGUGUUUAGUGUUAUGUUAGGUCAUCCUUAUAUGCUGGGGCUACUGCAUCUUGGCAUGAAAAUGCGUGUCGCUCUCAGUAGCCUGAUUUAUCGGAAAGCUCUAAGACUAAGUAGAACUGCCUUAGGAGAUACCACCGUGGGCCAGGUCGUCAAUCUCCUCUCCAAUGAUGUUGGACGUUUCGAUACCGUCCUAAUCAACGUGCACUACCUGUGGUUGGCUCCACUUGAACUGAUUCUAGUCACAUACCUGAUGUACCUUGAGAUCGGAGUAUCUUCCUUGUUUGGAAUAGCUGUUAUGCUGUUGUUUCUUCCCUUCCAGUCCUAUCUGGGCAAGAGGACCAGUGUCCUGCGGCUAAGGACGGCCCUAAGGACCGACGAGCGUGUCCGCAUGAUGAACGAAAUCAUUUCGGGAAUCCAGGUCAUCAAAAUGUAUGCCUGGGAAAAGCCAUUCGGCAAGUUGGUGGAGCUGACCCGCUUCAAUGAGAUGGUGUGCAUCAAGCAAGUCAACUACAUCCGCGGAAUACUCCUAAGUUUCGCCAUGUUCCUGUCCCGCAUCUUCGUGUCCUCGAGCCUGAUCGCCUUCGUCCUGUUGGGCAACAUACUCGAUGCCGAGAAGGCCUUCUUUGUCACUGCCUAUUACAAUAUCUUGCGGCGAUCUGUUACGAUGUUCUUCCCCCAGGGAAUCUCUCAGUUUGCCGAGCUCAUGGUCUCCAUACGGCGCUUGGAGACGUUUAUGCAUCGCCCCGAGACUCAGGUCAGGGAUAAGUCAAUAACGCCGAGUCCUAUUCCCAAAUCUGAUAUUGCCUUGAAUGGGGACAGCCCCAAGAGCAACGGCCUGUCGGACAACCUGAUAGAGUUCAGCCAGUUCCAGGCUCGAUGGGAGAGCCACUCGGUAGAGCCCACUUUGGAGGACAUUAAUCUUCAACUGGGUCGUCGGAAGCUAGUUGCUGUCAUCGGGCCUGUGGGCGCCGGAAAGUCCAGUCUGAUUCAGGCGAUUCUUGGCGAGCUACCGGCGGAGAGUGGGCACCUAAAGGUCUGUGGUAGCUACUCGUAUGCGGCGCAGGAACCGUGGCUCUUUACAGGCACAGUGCGUGACAAUAUACUGUUCGGUUUGGAGUUAGAUAAGCACCGCUACCGCACUGUUGUAAAGAAGUGCGCCCUGGAAAGGGACUUUGAACUUCUGCCCUACGGGGACAAGACGAUUGUCGGCGAACGCGGAGCAUCCCUAUCCGGCGGGCAGAAGGCCAGGAUUAGUUUGGCGAGGGCAGUGUACCGGCGAGCGGACAUCUACCUUCUCGAUGAUCCCCUCAGCGCGGUGGACACCCACGUGGGUCGGCACUUGUUUGACCAGUGCAUGCGUGGCUACCUGCGAAGUGAGCUCGUUAUCCUGGUCACGCAUCAGCUGCAGUUCCUGGAGCAGGCGGAUCUCAUCGUAAUCAUGGACAAGGGACGGAUCAGCGCCAUGGGCACCUACUCCUCGAUGAAGCGCAGUGGCUUGGACUUUGCCCAGCUGCUGACAGCGCCGAAUGAAACGGAUGAGUCCUUCGACGAGUUGGAGGUUCCACCUGGAGACGGGGUGGACCGUCUGAGUGUGCCCUCGCUGAGCAGGAGGGACAGCAGGGUCAGUAAGCCGAGCACUCGGAACAACAGCUUCACUUCCCUCAGUUCCAUGGCAGAGUCGAUGGCCCAAGAGGCGGCCCUGCAGAUGCAGGAGACCCGUGUGGAGGGCAAGAUUGGCCUAGGACUAUACAAAGAAUACCUCACAGCCGGUAGCAGCUGGUGCAUGCUCUUCUUUAUCCUUUUUCUCUGCCUGGCCACUCAGAUCCUGAGCUCAGCGGCGGACUACUUCUUGGCCUAUUGGUGAGUAGACUUAUCCAUGAUUCAGUCCAAAAACUAGAGAUUUCUUACUCAUUGCAGGGUUGACAAAAAUAAGGACAAGGCGGAUAUGAAAACCGAUCCGGAGGACAUGUAUUACUUCACUGCCCUCAACAUAGCCGUGGUGGUGUUCACCAUUGUUCGCACGAUGCUCUUCUACCAGAUGGCGAUGCGGAGCUCCAAGCAACUGCACAACGCCAUGUAUCGGGGCAUCACGCGGGCGGCCAUGUACUUCUUUAACACGAACCCCUCGGGCCGCAUUCUGAAUCGCUUUUCCAAGGAUCUGGGCCAGAUUGACGAACUACUGCCCUCCGUUAUGCUGGACGUGGUGCAGAUAUUCCUCACCCUGAGUGGCAUCGUCGCUGUCAUCUGCAUAACGAAUCCGUACUACUUCAUCCUGACCCUUGCCUUGGCUAUAAUUUUCUACUACAUCAGAGAUUUCUACCUGAAGACCUCCAGGGAUGUAAAGCGAUUGGAGGCGGUGGCCAGAUCGCCGAUAUACUCGCACCUGAGCACCACCAUUAGUGGCCUGCCCACCAUCCGGGCCCUGGGAGCUCAGAAGGAACUAAUCGCGGAAUUCGACAAUCUGCAGGAUCUGCAUAGUUCUGGAUACUACACUUUUCUGGCCACGAACCGAGCCUUUGGCUACUACCUUGACUGCUUCUGCACCUUGUACAUUGUGGUCAUCAUCCUCAACUACUUCAUCAAUCCACCGCAGAGUACUGGAGAGGUGGGCCUGGCCAUUACCCAGGCGAUGGGCAUGACUGGCAUGGUGCAGUGGGGAAUGCGGCAGUCGGCGGAGCUGGAGAACACGAUGACAGCCGUGGAGCGGGUGGUGGAGUACGACGAGAUUGAGCCGGAGGGAGAGUUCGAGUCUAGGCCGGGCAAGAAGCCAUCGCCGAGCUGGCCCGAGAAGGGCGAGAUCGUGGCCGAGGACCUGUGCCUACGGUACUUCCCGGACCCGCAGUCCAAGUACGUUCUCAAGGCCCUCAACUUCCAGAUAAGGCCCCGCGAAAAGAUCGGCAUUGUGGGACGAACUGGGGCCGGCAAGUCAUCACUGAUCAACGCCCUUUUCCGUCUCUCCUACAACGAAGGCACCAUCACCAUCGAUGAUCGGGACACGGCCGAGAUGGGACUCUUCGACCUGCGCAGCAAAAUAUCCAUCAUCCCUCAGGAGCCAGUGCUCUUCUCGGGCAGCAUGCGCUACAACCUCGAUCCGUUCGAGGAGUACCAGGACGCCAAGUUGUGGGAGGCUCUGGAGGAGGUUAAACUGAAGCCCGUGAUCUCCGAGCUUCCCAGUGGACUGCAGAGCAAAAUCAGCGAGGGCGGAACCAACUUCAGUGUUGGCCAGCGCCAACUGGUCUGCCUGGCCAGGGCCAUCCUCCGGGAGAACCGUGUCCUGGUCAUGGACGAAGCCACUGCCAAUGUAGAUCCGCAAACUGACGCCCUCAUCCAGGCGACCAUAAGGAGCAAAUUCCGGGACUGCACGGUGCUGACGAUUGCCCAUCGACUCAAUACCAUCAUGGACUCCGAUCGAGUGCUGGUUAUGGAUGCCGGACAUCUAGUGGAGUUUGGUUCGCCCUAUGAACUCCUCACCGCCACUGAUUCCAAGAUCUUCCAUGGCAUGGUGAUGGAGACGGGCCAGAGCAGCUUCGAUGGACUUCUCAAAGUAGCAGAAAAGGCUCAUCUGGAAACUCAGAAGCCUAAAGCCGAGUAGGUUCCCCUACUGGGACACAAAAAAAGUUCUCAUUUCCUGGCUGUAAGCCCUGCAAAGUGUACCUAAUCCAGCCAGCUGCAUUUAAGUUAAUGUUCUACUUAAAGUAUUACUCCCUCGAACCAUAAAUACUUAUGAAACUUCCAUGUGGUAGAUAUACUGUAAAAUACACAAAUUCAUUAAACUUUUUAACGUAUAAA
Drosophila bipectinata is the source of this 4205-nucleotide messenger RNA. The record is from RefSeq and is a predicted model, not a curated record. NCBI's taxonomy places the organism in Eukaryota, Metazoa, Arthropoda, Insecta, Diptera, Drosophilidae.